Oppiella nova is the source of this 618-nucleotide messenger RNA. NCBI's taxonomy places the organism in Eukaryota, Metazoa, Arthropoda, Arachnida, Sarcoptiformes, Oppiidae. The record is from the annotation of a GenBank genome assembly.
AUGGACAAAACAUACGACUAUUUAUUCAAACUCUUACUCAUCGGUGACUCCGGAGUGGGAAAGACAUGCAUUUUGUUCAGAUUGACCGAAGAUGCCUUCAGCACCACUUCCAUCUCAACCAUCGGCAUAGACUUCAAGGUCCGGACCAUUGAAUUGGACGGCAAGAAGAUAAAGCUCCAGAUAUGGGACACCGCAGGACAGGAACGGUGUCGCGUCAUACCGACGGCCUACUAUAGGGGAGCGACGGGUGUUAUGUUGGUCUAUGAUGUGACGAACGACAAGUCCUUCGCCAACAUCAACAACUGGAUUCGCGAUAUCGAAGAGCACGCGUCCAGUGAUGUCGAGACAAUGAUUUUAGGCAACAAAUCCGAUGUCAAUGACAGGCGACAAGUGUCCCGCGAAACGGGCCAACAGUUGGCCACCGAGUAUGGCAUCAAAUUCAUGGAGACCAGCGCUAAGGCCAGUGUCAACGUCGAGGAGGCCUUCUUCGCCUUAGCCAAGGAUAUCAAGACAAAGACCGACAAACAAUUGGCGAGUCAUCCGCACAGCACUCGCAACACACUCUUCCCCUAUACUCCCAAUGCCCACCAUUGUUGCGGUAAGCAGGGUUGCAAAUAA